This is a messenger RNA of Penicillium cataractarum, 1509 nucleotides long. Its product is annotated as DNA primase subunit PRI2. Lineage: Eukaryota; Fungi; Ascomycota; Eurotiomycetes; Eurotiales; Aspergillaceae. Bases 1 to 1509 code for a protein of 502 amino acids. The record is from RefSeq and is a predicted model, not a curated record. Gene Ontology annotation, biological process: DNA replication, synthesis of primer. Gene Ontology annotation, cellular component: alpha DNA polymerase:primase complex. The transcript has 3 exons.
AUGAUUCGGCAAGAUGCGCAUCGGAUUGAUCCCAAACGCAGGGCAACUAUCGACCAUAAGAAAAGACAGUUCGCUACGCCGACCUACAAGCAGCAGGACUAUCCGCAUCGUCUGAACUUGUACGACACGCCGCCCACAGCGGAAAUCACUCUCGAGCAAUUUGAGCAAUGGGCUAUCGAUCGGUUGAAAGUCCUGGCCGAGAUCGAAGCAUGCUCCUAUCGCAACAAGUCUCCCGCGGAGACUGAAUCCCACAUUACACCUCUUCUCUCGAAAUUCCUCCCUCUCUCCUCUAAUACUGCUUAUCCUAAUGGUGCGGCCGAUCCUCGCUUGAAAAAUGAACGCCAAAAGGAUCACUAUUCACACUUUAUCCUCCGCCUCGCCUUCUCCGCGACGGAGGAUCUUCGUCGACGAUUCGCACGCGCCGAGACAAUGCUAUUCAAAUUCCGCUUCCAGAAGGAUGACUCGAGGGAGAGACGCGCGUUUAUCGAGAGUUUGAAUCUUGAUUGGGAGCCCGUAAGUGAAGAGGAACGGAACCAGGUUGCCGAGAACCUGCUCGGCGCGACUCCGGGUCUGCGUCGUGUCGAUGAAGAGACUUGGUAUAAAGUCGAUUGGGAGAAGGUUGCGGAAUUAGUUGAGCGACGAUCUGUCUACAUGAAGCGCGGUAAAGCCUAUGUUCCUGGCAGGGAACAGCUGAGCAUGAUCAUGGCCGAAUUUACUGCUCGUCUGGAGCGGUCAUUGGAGCUCACAAGCCGAGCUCUACCACGCCUGGAUGAGGAUGACCGUCUGACGCCCAUCUUGAACCACCUCUCCAAGAACUUUGGCAGUGCCGAGUCCGUCUACUCCGAGGGCGAAGGCCAUGUCGACGGCACAGCAAUCACAGCUAGCUCCAUUGACUCGCUCUCCCAGCACUUCCCCCUGUGCAUGCGCAGCUUACACAUCAACUUGCGAAAGAACAACCACCUGAAGCACUUCGGACGACUACAAUACACGCUUUUCCUAAAAGGCAUUGGCUUGUCGCUCGAGGAGUGUAUCCUCUUCUGGCGUCAAUCCUUCAAGGGAAAGACAGAUGACGAGUUCAAUUCGCAAUACAAGUACAAUAUCCGCCACGCUUACGGUGAUGUGGGUGGUGACGUGAACCGUCGUGGUCGUGGAUACCCGCCUUACUCGUGCCAAAAGAUCCUGGGAGACAACAACGUUGGCGUUGGCCAAGCUCACGGAUGCCCGUACCGCCAUUUCUCUGUUGAUAACCUAGUCGGAUUACUCCAAUCCACCGGUGUUCAUGACAAGGAGGUGCUCCGUGGAGUCCGCGAGGACGUUGGCAAGCAACGCUAUCACAUUGCGUGCAACCGAGUCUUCGAAUGGAGCCACAAGAGCGAGAUCAAGAAGGUCAAGGAAGAUGGGACAUGGAGUCAGGCGGAUCUGGAUACGAUCGUCCAUCCUAACACCUAUUUCAAGCGCAGCUAUCUGCUAAAGACGCUGGCCAAAGCUCCGCCCCGAGGCGAGGCCUGA